This is a messenger RNA of Arachis ipaensis, 531 nucleotides long. RefSeq lists its product as uncharacterized. The record is from RefSeq and is a predicted model, not a curated record. Gene Ontology annotation, molecular function: RNA-DNA hybrid ribonuclease activity; nucleic acid binding. NCBI's taxonomy places the organism in Eukaryota, Viridiplantae, Streptophyta, Magnoliopsida, Fabales, Fabaceae.
AUGAAAUGUCCAAUAGAGAAGCCCCAAUUCUCAGUGAACCAAAAGUGGAAAUACCCACCAACCAACAUAAUGAAGGUUAAGGUAGAUGCAGCAGUCCCACAUGAUAUUAAUGGAGGAGUUGGUGUUGUAAUUAGGGAUGAGAUGGGAAUCAUAAUGGCAUUAGCAAUCCAAGCAAUACCUUAUCCCUUUGAAGCACAUGAAGCGGAAGCAUAUGCAGCAUUUUGGGGGUUGAAUUUUAUAAAAGACUGUUGUUUCGCAAAGGUGAUUCUUAAAAGUGACAACACGGAAGUAAUGGGUGCCCUCAAACAGAGGUGUUUUAGUUCUUGUUUUGGAACCUUUAUCAUUGAUGCUAUUUCACUUAUUAAAAAUUUUAGAAGUGUGGAAUUUAGUCAUGUUAAGAGGGAAGGGAAUAGAGUAGCUCAUGAAUUAGCAACCUUAGCUCUUACUAAUCCAAAUUGCAUGUGGAUGGAAGAUGUUCUCAACCAUAUUCAGAAUUUGGCUCUGUUAGAUGUUCUUCCUUUUUCUGAAUGA